Messenger RNA from Urocitellus parryii (Arctic ground squirrel), 5778 nucleotides. Lineage: Eukaryota; Metazoa; Chordata; Mammalia; Rodentia; Sciuridae. The record is from RefSeq and is a predicted model, not a curated record.
AUGACCACCUGUGMCUGGAAGCUUCCAGAUGAACUAGUGUUAAGCCAGAAAUCACUAGUGAUGUCUUUUAAGGAGAUGAAGACAGUCAGCGUGGCCUUAGUUCUGUGCCUGAAUGUCGGUGUGGACCCUCCUGACGUGGUGAAGACCACGCCUUGUGCCCGCUUAGAGUGCUGGAUUGAUCCUUUGUCAAUGGGUCCUCAGAAAGCUCUGGAAACCAUCGGUGCAAAUUUACAGAAGCAGUAUGAGAACUGGCAGCCGAGGGCCCGGUACAAGCAGAGCCUGGACCCAACUGUGGAUGAGGUCAAGAAGCUGUGCACUUCGCUGCGCCGGAAUGCCAAGGAGGAGCGGGUCCUCUUCCAUUACAAUGGCCACGGCGUGCCCAGGCCCACAGUGAAUGGCGAGGUCUGGGUCUUCAACAAGAACUACACUCAGUAUAUCCCUCUGUCUAUAUACGACCUGCAAACCUGGAUGGGCAGCCCGUCUAUUUUUGUCUAUGACUGCUCCAACGCUGGCCUGAUCGUCAAGUCCUUCAAGCAGUUUGCUCUGCAGAGGGAGCAGGAGCUGGAGGUAGCUGCAAUUAACCCAAACCACCCGCUUGCCCAGAUGCCUUUGCCCCCGUCAAUGAAAAACUGCAUUCAGCUGGCAGCCUGUGAGGCCAACGAGCUUCUGCCCAUGAUCCCCGACCUUCCUGCGGACCUGUUCACAUCCUGCCUCACCACUCCCAUCAAGAUCGCUCUGCGCUGGUUUUGCAUGCAGAAAUGUGUCAGCCUGGUGCCUGGAGUCACACUGGACUUGAUAGAAAAGAUCCCUGGCCGGCUGAAUGACAGGAGGACUCCUCUGGGUGAGCUCAACUGGAUCUUCACAGCAAUUACAGACACCAUCGCGUGGAACGUGCUCCCCCGCGAUCUCUUCCAAAAGCUCUUCAGACAGGACCUACUGGUGGCGAGUCUGUUUCGAAACUUUUUACUGGCAGAAAGGAUCAUGAGGUCAUACAACUGCACCCCUGUCAGCAGCCCCCGACUCCCGCCGACUUACAUGCAUGCGAUGUGGCAGGCCUGGGACCUUGCUGUGGACAUUUGUCUCUCUCAGUUGCCCACGAUCAUUGAGGAAGGCACUGCCUUCAGGCACAGCCCCUUCUUCGCUGAGCAGCUGACUGCGUUCCAGGUGUGGCUCACCAUGGGCGUGGAGAACCGGAGUCCCCCUGAGCAGCUGCCCAUCGUUCUACAGGUGCUGCUAAGUCAAGUGCACCGGCUGAGAGCCUUGGACUUGCUGGGAAGAUUUUUGGACUUGGGUCCCUGGGCGGUAAGCCUGGCCCUGUCAGUGGGCAUCUUCCCAUACGUGCUGAAGCUGCUCCAGAGCUCAGCCCGAGAGCUGCGGCCACUGCUCGUCUUCAUCUGGGCCAAGAUCCUCGCCGUGGACAGCUCGUGCCAAGCUGACCUCGUGAAGGACAACGGCCACAAGUACUUCCUUUCCGUCUUGGCUGACCCAUACAUGCCAGCUGAACACAGGACCAUGACAGCUUUCAUUCUUGCUGUGAUCGUCAACAGCUAUGCCACAGGGCAGGAAGCCUGCCUUCAGGGGAACCUGAUUGCCAUCUGCCUGGAACAGCUCAGUGACCCCCACCCACUCCUGCGCCAGUGGGUGGCCAUAUGCCUGGGGCGGAUCUGGCAGAACUUCGACUCAGCAAGAUGGUGUGGGGUGAGGGACAGUGCCCACGAGAAGCUCUACAGCCUCCUUUCUGACCCUAUCCCUGAGGUCCGAUGUGCAGCUGUCUUCGCCCUUGGCACAUUUGUGGGCAACUCUGCUGAGAGGACAGACCACUCCACCACCAUUGACCACAACGUGGCCAUGAUGCUUGCCCAGCUGAUUAAUGACGGGAGCCCCAUGGUCCGGAAGGAGCUGGUGGUGGCUCUGAGUCAUCUUGUGGUGCAGUAUGAGAGCAAUUUCUGCACCGUAGCCCUGCAGUUUAUGGAGGAGGAAAAGAACUACCCCUUGCCGUCUCCAGCAGCCACAGAGGGGGGUAGUUUGACCCCAGUGCGAGACAGUCCGUGUACCCCGAGGCUGCGCUCUGUGAGCUCCUAUGGAAACAUCCGGGCUGUCACCACGGCCAGGAGCCUGAACAAAUCUUUGCAGAAUCUGAGCUUGACGGAAGAAUCGGGCAGCUCGGUGGCCUUCUCCCCUGGGAACCUCAGCACCAGCAGCAGCGCCAGCAGCACACUGGGCAGCCCUGAGAACGAGGAGUACAUCCUGUCCUUUGAGACCAUCGACAAGAUGCGCCGCGUGAGCUCCUAUUCUGCCCUCAACUCCCUCAUAGGAGUUUCUUUUAACAGUGUUUACACUCAGAUUUGGAGAGUCCUAUUGCACCUGGCUGCUGACCCCUACCCAGAGGUGUCUGAUCUGGCCAUGAAAGUGCUCAACAGCAUCGCCUACAAGGCCACAGUGAAUGCCCGGCCCCAGCGCAUCCUGGACACCUCCUCUCUGACCCAGUCGGCACCGGCCAGCCCCACCAACAAGGGCAUGCACAUCCACCAGGUCGGAGGCUCCCCACCAGCAUCCAGCACCAGCAGCUGCAGCCUGACCAACGAUGUGGCCAAGCAACCAGUCAGCCGGGACUUGCCUUCAGGCCGCCCGGGCACCACGGGCCCCCCAGGGACGCAGUACACCCCUSACUCCCACCAGUUCCCCCGGACACGGAAGAUGUUUGACAGGGGUCCAGAUCAGCCUGGUCCCCCAUCUUGUCCCCGAGUCCUGGCGACCCCACGGUACAGCACUAGCCGUGAGCUGACCUGUCGUUCCCUUUGUUGGGUAGCUGAGGACCUGGAGGCCUGCCCUUAUUACUGCAUGGUGGUGGUGGAUGUGGUGGCCGUGGUGGCCGUGGUGGCCGUGGUGGUUGUUUCUGGAAGGCAACGUCGUGCGCUCCAGGGGUCCGACAGGCCCCCUCCAGCAGUGCUCCUGGAGGGGCUCAGGCAGGAUGUGGAGUCAGUGGGCACUGCUGCCUGCUACAGCGGCAAACACACUGUGUGGCUUCUUGUAAAGGAUGGAGGGUUGGAACUGGGUCACGCUCCCCUCCGAGGGCUCGCCUGGGGGAAGCUGCAGUCUGGGGCCUGGAGACUCUCGAUGCYGCUGGUUGGAGAUGGCCUGGCCACCUCAGAUGCACUCCAGGUGCCCCCACCACAGAGAGCUGACAUCCUUCUUAUGGGCACAGUGACCGUUUYCAAGUUGCUGAGUGUAAUUGGAUGUUUUCUGUCAUUGAAGAUCCCUGAAGAACACGACCUGGAGAGCCAGAUCCGCAAGGAGCGGGAAUGGCGGUUUCUGCGGAACACCCGCGUCAGGAAGCAGGCGCAGCAGGUCAUCCAGAAGGGCAUCACCAGACUGGACGACCAGAUAUUUCUGAACAGGAAUCCUGGUGUCCCCUCCGUGGUCAAGUUCCACCCCUUCACACCAUGUAUCGCCGUGGCUGACAAGGACAGCAUCUGUUUUUGGGACUGGGAGAAAGGAGAAAAGCUGGAUUACUUCCACAAUGGGAACCCUCGCUACACCAGGGUCACUGCCAUGGAGUACCUGAACGGCCAGGACUGCUCCCUUCUCCUGACAGCCACAGGGCCCUGGGUUCCAAAGCAGCCCCACAAAAAAGUGAAAAUGAAGCUGAAAAGUGGGGUGUUUGUCAGCCGCGUCAUGACCUACCGGGAGCACACAGCCUGGGUGGUGAAGGCCCACCUGCAGAAGCACCCCGAGGGCCACAUCGUGAGCGUGAGUGUCAAUGGAGAUGUGCGCUUCUUUGAUCCCCGGAUGCCUGAGUCUGUGAAUGUGCUACAGAUUGUGAAGGGGCUGACGUCCCUGGACAUCCACCCCCAGGCAAACCUCAUCGCAUGCGGCUCCAUGAACCAGUUCACCGCCAUCUACAACGGAAACGGCGAACUCAUCAACAACAUCAAGUACUACGACGGGUUCAUGGGCCAGCGAGUCGGGGCCAUCAGCUGCCUGGCCUUCCACCCACACUGGCCCCACCUGGCCGUGGGAAGCAACGACUACUACAUCUCCGUGUACUCGGUGGAGAAGCGCGUCAGAUAGUGGCACCGGGCUCCUGCUGCGGCCACCACACACACAGUGAACCCCAGGCUCGCCACAGACGUCGGCUCCUGACCCAGCUGCUGCCCUCGGAGGAAGGGCCACGCGCUUUCUUUUUUCUCUUCGCUGUAAUGUCUAGAAGGUCCAGGGAAGGGGAGGGCUUUGUUUUGACAUCACUUCUUGCAGAGAACCAGCGCCCAGGCUCCGGGACUCCCGACACACAGCUGUGCACCGUGGCCCCUUCCUGGCCUCUUUUCCUUCUGAGGUUUUUUUAAGGGAACAGACUUGUUUUAUUUUCCCUGUGAUCAGAGCAUUAGCUACAGAAACGACAGAGAAGCAGCACUGGGGCUCCCGUGGGCCCCAGAAUGGCCCCCACCAGCCUGGCCUGGCCCCACUGUCCUCUCAAGGCCUGAGCCUGGAGCUGCUGGGAACAGGCUGGAGGAUGUUGAGGUGUCAGAAAACAGGGAGGGAGACCCCUGCAGCCAGCAGUGAGGAGGAAGCAGCCCCGAGCUGGCCCUCCAGGGCUGCUCAGCUGCAGGCCUCCCUGUCAAGGGGGGUCGUGGUACGAAGAGGGGGGCUCGCCACCCUCACCCUACCCCCCGUGCAGCCAGGCCCUUGGACUCUGGUUUGGGUCCUUCUCGCAGGAAGGCAUUCACAGGAGAGGGCCCCUGGGCUCUGCUGCUCUAGACACAAUGAGGUCCUCACAGAUCAGCCACCGUCCCAACCUGCAGGCUCAUCCCUGAAGUGCUGCUCUAGUGACCAUGGCCAGGACCUCCAUGUCCCUGCUUGGGGUGCAUGUGUGCAUGGGUGCCAUGGCCUCCCUGCCGUGCACACACCUCACACAGGUGCUGAGGUGCACGGAGCCCCAGGGGUUGUGGGUAGCAAUAGCCGGUCUUCAGCCCUUUGCCCUACGCUGGUGUGAGCAAGGCUUGCAUCUUGCAGUCCGUGAUGCAGAAGCAUUCUGGAGGCCUGGCCUGGCCUGCCCGGCGUGUGUGUGUUUGUGUGUGUGUGUGUGUGUGUGUGUGUGUGUGUGUGUGUGUAUGUGUGUGUGUGUGCGCGCGCACGUGCGCGUGCAUGUGCAGUUCCAGAGGGGCCUUGUGGACGGCUGGACCAUGGGAGGGAGCUCGGGAUUGCUGCCGAUUGCACACACAUGGCACAACCACAAUGAUGGCGUUUGGAAAGCGUUUCCAUUUUCCUUGGGAAUCAGGAUCUUUCAGAGAUGAGGAAUGAGACGGCUUAAUUGAUUCUGCCGAUCAGAGACCAAUAAUAGUGGGGUCUGAGUGAGUCGGGACAGGAAAGCCAGGCCCCUCAUGUGGGGGGCGAUAGCUCUGUUUUGGCCAAGACUCUUCCAGGUGGAUGGAGCCCUGAGGGCAGCCCUGAGCCAACCCCAGAGCCAGACGGGUGGACAAGGCAGGAUGGAGGAGGAGGAGACCCUUCUGCUGCCCCCAGGAAAUGAGCUGUCCACCAGGAGGUUCCAGGGUGAAGGCCCUUCCCUCACCUGGGAGCACAAGCAGCCUGGAGUCAGAAAGGCCCUAGAAAGUCCUGACUCCCCCACAAGUUCUACCCUUUCCCCUGCACCCCCUAAGCUCUGUGGGGAUCUCCUGUGGGUGAAACCCUGGAACCUUCUGGAAACUGAGCUUCACCCACAGAGCUGCUGACCUCCUGUAGCUGAGGUUCAGCUCGAUUGCAACCUAACUUGUAUUUCUGUUA